Molecule: messenger RNA, 2463 nt
Organism: Lathyrus oleraceus (garden pea)
Lineage: Eukaryota; Viridiplantae; Streptophyta; Magnoliopsida; Fabales; Fabaceae
Product: U-box domain-containing protein 30
Exons: 1
Coding region: 497-1840 (447 amino acids)
Biological process (GO): protein ubiquitination
Molecular function (GO): ubiquitin protein ligase activity
Source: RefSeq, a predicted model, not a curated record
UUUCUUCUGCUUUGUUGUCGACCCAGAACAACCAUACAAAAACAUAACCAUUCGCGUUUGAGAAAACAAAAAUAGGUUUCUCCUCUUUCCUUCAUUCAUUUACGCUUCUUUUCUUUCUCCUCUUUCCUUCAUUAAUUUACCAUUAUUUCCAUUAAUCCAUAACUGUUCAUUCUCAAUUAUUUCUCUUCAAUCCACUCACCCAUCUCGUUUCAACUAUUUGUCAGGUUUUUUUCUUCUUUGUGUUUUCUACACUGUUUCUUCUCUCCAUAUUCUUUUCUUUUUUUUGAUUAUAUCUUCAUCAUUUGAGAUGUGAUUUUCAUUAUUUUCUUUUUAUACCAUGUUCGUUUUCUCUCUCUCUUUUCAUUUUCACUUUUUUCUCACACCUUCUAAUGUAGUGUCAUUACCCUUUCAAGACUUCUUCUCAUUCAACUCAUUCCAGACUCUUGGCUAGCUUUCUAGGUUAAAAAAGUUAUUUUAUUUUAUUUUGUUAGCAAAAAUGCCUAUGUAUCAGCCUUCUAUGGUUGUGGGUUUUGAGGGUGGUGGUGAUGGUCAGAUUCUAGAUCUGGACACCGCCGUGAAAGAUGGUGUUUUGGGUGGUGGGGUUGUGGGAAGUGGUGGUGUUGGUGUUGGUGGUGAGAAAUUAGAUCUGAGAAAAAUGAUUCAAGAGCUUGAGUUAUGUGAAGUACCAAGUGUUUUCAUUUGUCCAAUCUCUCUUGAACCAAUGCAAGACCCUGUUACACUUUGCACUGGACAAACCUACGAGAGGAACAACAUUCUUAAAUGGUUUAACCUAGGACACUUGACAUGUCCCACUACUAUGCAAGAGCUUUGGGAUGAUUCCAUCACUCCAAACACAACGCUUUACAGACUCAUUUACACUUGGUUCUCUCAGAAGUAUUUGUUGAUGAAGAAACGCUCUGAAGAUGUUCAAGGAAGAGCUUCUGAGCUUGUGGAUACACUCAAGAAGGUCAAGGGUCAAGCUCGUGUUCAUGCUUUGAAGGAGCUUCAUCAAGUUGUGGCUUUUCAUGCCACUGCUCGUAAGUCUGUCAUUGAUGAAGGUGGUGUUUCUGUUUUGUGUUCUUUACUUGGUCCUUUUACUUCAUAUGCUGUUGGUUCCGAAGUUAUUGGUAUUCUUGUUAGUUUGACACUUGAUUCUGAAUCCAAAAAGAAUCUUAUGCAACCUGCUAAGAUUUCGUUGAUGGUUGAUAUCUUGAAUGAGGGUUCAAUUGAGACCAAAAUCAAUUGCACGCGGUUGAUUGAAUCGUUAAUCGAGGAGAAAGAUUUUCGGUCCGAGAUUAUCUCCAGCCAUAGUCUAUUGGUUGGUUUGAUGAGGCUUGUCAAGGAUAAGAGACAUAGCAAUGGAAUCUGUCCUGGAUUAAGCCUCCUCAAAACAGUGUGUUUCUAUAAAGAAGUUAAGAUUUUGUUAGUUAGCAUUGGUGCUGUUUCUCAAUUAGUCGAAUUGUUGUCUGGUAUGGACCAUGAUUGUUUGGAAUUAGCGCUUUGUGUUUUGGAUUCGUUGUCGUCCAUACCCGAAGGCAGAGUCGCUUUGAGGGAUUGUGUCAACACGAUACCUAUCAUGGUGAGGUUUUUGAUGAGGAUCUCAGAAACAUGCACUCAGUACGCGUUGUCGAUUCUGUGGUCUGUUUGCAAGCUUGCGCCGGAGGAGUGUUCGGCGAUUGCCAUCGACGCAGGGCUUGCUGCGAAACUUCUUCUAGUGAUUCAAAGUGGUUGCAAUCCAAUACUAAAACAACAAUCCGCCGAGCUUUUGAAACUGUGUAGUUUGAAUUAUUCAGAUACUAUCUUCAUUUCCAAGUGCAAGCUUACAAGAACCAUCCAAUGACACUGGAUUAUUAAACUCGGCGGCGGUGCCGAUAAUUUUGUAUAUUCCAAAGGAGCAAGAUAGUAAAGGUUAGCACAGCUUCUCAGAUCACAGAACUUCAAUAACUCCCCCAAGAUGUGAAAAUGGGAUUGAGGUGCAAGUCUCUCCUGUAUAUAUUUUUUAGUAUUUUGAUUCCAACAAUUGAUUUGAUUGAUGAAUGAAGAAGAAUCAUAAUGUGGAAGUUACAAUAAGCCCCAUCAAGAAGAUACUUGAAUUCUUUAUACUGCUUUUGGGGUUUGGUUAUAUGGAUGUUGAAGUUAUGCUGUUGUUGUUGUUGUUGGAUUGUUGGAUAAAGAUACUUGUUAGGAGAGUUAUCAUCACACAUGAAUCAAAGAUGGAGCUUGCAAUUUCAAUUGUAAUUGUUGAGGAGUUGCAUUGCUCCAAGCCCUUACAUUUUCAUUGUAUCUUCUUCUUCCACUUUUGGUCUUUUUAGAGGCCUCCAAUUUUCCAUUAAAGAAAUAUUGGGAAUUUUGCUUUUGAUCUCAAAAAAAAAACAUGUGUAGAGAGACACUGGAGAGCCUGUGAAAACCUUCAAUUUUUAUGUGUACAAUGGAAUUGAAAACCAACUAUUUCAUUUUAUUUAA